AUGGAUACACUUGAGGAGAAGCGCAGAAAGCUUCGGGAGUUGCGAGAGCGUCGCGCACAAAGCCUUGCUCCUUUUUCAGCGGGUUCAAACGAUGAUUUGGCGUCACAUUUGUUGAAAUCGGAGCAUUUGACCAAGCAAAUCGAAAUGGUUAGCAUAAGCACUCAAACAGAAGAGCCAGCUGCCUUGGAAACUAAAUCAUCGGAUAUUCCAGCUAUUUUGACCUAUGAACAAGCCAUCCAAACCGAUCCAAUCGAUAUUUCAGACGACAGCAGUGGUCAUCACUCAGACAAUAUGGGUAACGAUAGCGAAGUUCUUACUGGUGAUGGCGAAAGAGGCGGGAUUUCAGAUGUUGAGCCGGAAUUACUGCCGCAAUUGGACUCGAAACCAGCUUUUUCCAGAUCUGUGGAACCCUACGUCGUCGAAAGCCAGGCUUUAACUUUGGGCGUAAAGUCGUUUUCUCUGCUCGAAGCUUUGGAUAAGACAAAAGCGGCACUCACUCAAAAAGAGUUACAAAAUACAGAGCAUUUCACCAUUUCGCAUAGUUUGGGCCCCGAAAAAAUGGAUGUCGACGCGGAAAUUGAAACCAAGUGCGCAUGGGUCGACUAUUACCUAGAAUUGGCUCUCGUUGUGUACCAAGACAGUUACAAAACUUCUCCAGAACCCUCGGUUUCUUCUAGCAGAGUCUCGAUUUACAAGCUUAGCACCGCAGAACUGGUCGAUACGGUAGAAUUUAAAGGACAGAGGAUUUUACGUGGUAAAUUUGUGCGUCGGACGAGAUCUACCGUGACGUCAGCCUUGCUGACCUGCUACAACGGCAAGACGAUUUUGUAUGAAGCAAGAGGCAUCACUGACCCAAAUCAGAACUUAUCCAUCGAGCGAAACCUCAUAGUACGAAAUUUUCAUCAUUAUCCGGCUUUUGCCCUAUGGCAACACCACAUAGAUAGCCCGAGAGUACUUGUCGGUAGUACAGAUGGCACUAUUAGCGAUUUGGAUGUUUUGAAAAUGGAAGUGUAUCAAACUACAGAAGCAGGAACUCAUUUUAAGAUAUCGCCGGUCUCAUCCUCGACAUUACUUUUAUCUGAUGACCCCAACGACGACUCACAGGCCCCUUCAGGUUUCCGAGCGCAACUCGACAAGCAAUCUCGCUACGACGAGACUGCCGUGACAGCUUUGGUUACGAUGCCACAAGAUCCCUCUGUUAUUUAUGCAGGCUGUGAGGACGGAGGAAUAUACAAGAUCAAUGUGAACUCUGUAAAAUCAGGAGCCAUCACGAUUGAUACGGACAAUAAUGGGUUUGUUCCAAAGAACGCUGGCGAUUCUAAGGACAUUUUUCAUUCUUUCCCCAUCACGGGCCUCUGCCAAUGCGCGAACGCUCCGAAUUUACUGUUGUCGUAUGGCAUGGACUGGGAGUGUAAAUUAUGGGAUGUAUUGAACAAUCAAUUACUUGUAACCAUCGAAAUGGACUAUCCGGUGAUUUACAGCGAAUGGAUGAGUGAUGAAGAGAAUUACUACAUUUUUGUUUUGACUCCCACUGCUCUUACGGUCUAUAAACCCAUGGUUGUACUUGAGUCUUCGGAUUCUGGGGUGUUUUCCUGGCGCACGACUGGAAAACCGAAAGAGAUUUUCAGCAUCGAUGUAUCGCACUUUGAAGAGCUUACCUAUUUCACUAGCGUCGCGGUGUUCAGAGAAAGUGGAAAAUGCUAUGCUUUGUUGGGCGGAAACGGAAUUCGGCAAAUAUGCGUCCUCUUGAACAUUUAG
Molecule: messenger RNA, 1758 nt
Organism: Lachancea sp. 'fantastica'
Lineage: Eukaryota; Fungi; Ascomycota; Saccharomycetes; Saccharomycetales; Saccharomycetaceae
Source: the annotation of a GenBank genome assembly